This is a messenger RNA of Lecanosticta acicola, 1277 nucleotides long. NCBI's taxonomy places the organism in Eukaryota, Fungi, Ascomycota, Dothideomycetes, Mycosphaerellales, Mycosphaerellaceae. The record is from the annotation of a GenBank genome assembly.
AUGUCUUCACCAACUACUUCAGCUCCGACGUCUGCUGUGGAGGCAGGAUCGCUCAUGUCACGGGCCAGCGACGCUGCUUCCGAAUUUGGAAGGAGGCUCACCAUCGACGAACGAGACCGGAGGGAGGGUAUGGCGAGGACGAGGGGCAUGGCGAAGAGGGAGGAUGAACGCCAAGCUGUCUCACGUGCUGCCACGAGAUCAGGAGGCAAGAGCACGAGACAGGCGGCGAAUGCUACCGCGAGCUCUUCCAAGGCUCCGGCGCGUGGUUCACAGCGAAAGCCGCAGGCACAGGAAUCCUCUGAAGACGAGGAGAGUGAGGAUUCAGACGAAGAUGAGGCUGCCGAUGGGCCUCCGAGCGACAGUGAGCAUGACCCUCGCCCUGGUGCCGCUGGCCCUGGAGAGAAAGUGCUUCAAAUUCUCUCUGCGUUCGAGCCGAACCACUACACGUACGACGAGAUGCGCCAACAAAGUUUGCCAGGAAGGACGGAGCCAAGGUAUCUCCCCACUCGUGGAGCAGACCGAGAAGACGCAUCGCUAACGCUGUCACAGUAUCUCCUACGGCGCCCUAUCACGGACGAUUGCCACCUUACUCAACUCCGACCGUGCAUGUGCCGCUCUCGAACGGCAAGUCCCCAUCGAAGGCCCCAUCUGGUCCUCCCAAGCGGUCAACAACAUGACAGCACGCGCCUACAAGAUCUUCAACAACCUGCACAAAUACGAACGCCAGCCGCGCGAGGGCGCCGACGUGAUCGACACCGUCGCGGAGAUCCGUCGCUUCUUCUCCGCCGUCGAGGGCAUCCUGCGUCGCUUCCGCAACAUGCCCGCCGACAGCCACCAGCGCCUCGUCUCCCUGCUGCGCUACGUGAUCGCGCAGGUGAUCCAGUUCGACCGCGACGUGCGUGGGCCCUCGAGCAGCGGGCGGCCCGUGUUCGCCGGCGGCUCCGACCAACAUGAGCACAACCUGUACCUUCGCUUCACUUCCAGUCACGCGGACUGGAUGUGGUGUCUCGAGACGCUGCGACGGGUAGGGAGCCUCUACGCGCAGUGUUUCCGCGUCGACGCGCAGUCUUGGGCGCAGAUUAUGCAGACGCUCCGCGCGAAGCAUUCCAACGACCAGUGGCCCAACGCGACGGUCAAGAACUUUGUUCUGCAUCUGCGUGAUCGAUUGAACGGGAUGCAAGGUGAGCAAAGAAAGCGACAUUGUCCCCGAGUGCGCCAUCACAUUACCUUACCGCGGCGCUGACUUCUUUCUCUUUUCCACAGUACCUCUCGAAUAG